Molecule: messenger RNA, 363 nt
Organism: Staurois parvus
Lineage: Eukaryota; Metazoa; Chordata; Amphibia; Anura; Ranidae
Source: the annotation of a GenBank genome assembly
AUGUUUCCUGUCCCAUGUCUUGUGGGCUGUCCUGGAAGACUCCUGGAAAUAGUUACCAGCUACCAAAGAAAAGUUAAUCGAGGCCCACCAUGUGUCCUGUCUUUUGUCUGUAAGAUUAAUGACAGAAAAGGCCAUUUCCUGGUUACCAAGGCGAAGGAGAUUGGAUUUCCAUUAGGGAGCCAAGAGAUUGGGUUUCUAGUCAAGGAGCUUAAAGCUGGAAGGAGUGUCAUGUUCAAAGGCAGAGAGUUUUUCCCUGGUGAUUUGCUGACUCCGGACAGCCCUGGUCCAACCUUUCUUGUGGUGGAGUGUCCAACUGAAGACUUCAUAACUCCCAUGACUGAGAAUGAAACAUUGAAGAGGUAG